AGGAACACUACCAUCAGUUUCGCGAUGAAGCACGUGGCCGUCUUACUCUGCAUAUUUGGAUUGGCAGCCGUAUGCCAGGCGACAACUACUGCUACUGCAACUACUGACGCAACCACCGUAACUACAGUUGCCGCAACUACCAGGUCGGUUCCUGGUGGUCCCAAUACGGCGACAACUACAGCAGGUUCCGGUACCACCGCCUCCGGCACUGCAGCUGGAGGUACUGCCGCCGGCGGAGUAGUUACUACUGACGCUGGUACUGGAGCGGGAGCAACAACGGCCUCCACUGUGUCGUGCCUGAACUGUACUGGGGACGACACCAGUGCUUGUGGAACAGGUACCGGCAUCACAACCAAAGUGGACUGUGACGCAUGCUGGGUGUACCGUGAGGAAAACGCAUCUGGUAACGUUACCAUCACCCGUGGAUGUGCACAAAGCAGUGACACAUGCACUACUCAAACUCAGUCCGAGUAUUGCACCACAGCAGGCGGCAUCACUACGUGCCGGCAGUGUUGUACGACGGCCGACUGCAACGGAAGCGGCCUUACGCUCACAGGCAACAGUGGCGCGGGUGACGUCACCGCUAGCGUUGUCGUCACCAUGGCGACCGCGCUGUUCGCCAUCUUGGCGCUGUGGCAGUGACGUCAUCAAAACGUGUGUGGUGUUGAUGACGCAACGCAAGUUGUGAUGACAUCACUACUACGUGUGGGAACGUCCACGGGUCACGUGAUGACUUAGGUCUGACGGCCGUCGACGUGGACGAUUUCUGCCAAAAUUUACAUACCUUUUGAGACAGUCUUACAAGUGUCUGCUAAAAAAUGUUAUUCAAGUGACAAAGCGAUCGGUUUCUACUUCCUGGAGGCAAGUCGUCUCUGAUGCUGAGGUCACAUUUCCAAACCGGGGCCCGGCCGGGUAGCUUUUGGGAUCGAAAAGUACGAUAUAAAAGUCAACAAAACACAGA
Branchiostoma belcheri (Belcher's lancelet) is the source of this 961-nucleotide messenger RNA. Its product is annotated as jacalin-related lectin 34-like. The coding region runs from base 25 to 642 and encodes 205 amino acids. The record is from RefSeq and is a predicted model, not a curated record. The transcript has 6 exons. Lineage: Eukaryota; Metazoa; Chordata; Leptocardii; Amphioxiformes; Branchiostomatidae.